AUGUCUGAUACGCCAUUUUCCCUCUCCCCAUCACUCCCUUCACCUCUGUCUCCUCUCGCCAUCUGCUCUCCUCUGUGUCGAUGUACCUGGAUAGACACCACGAUGUCCACUGCCCCCACGUCCUACAACUGCCACCGCGCGCUGUAUCGCCAACAGCUGCAGAGAGACAUCGAAUCUCUUCUCCUCCUCUUUCUCCGCGACUUCUGUGCAGAGGGAGCGAGUCCCACCCGCAGCGGCUACCGCGCCUCUCAUCUUCAGGCUAUCGCCCAGACCUUCUAUGUACUGCAGAUAAUCCAGUACAGCGCCGCCACACGGCGUGAGCAAGAGACGCCUUACCCGCUCCUCCAGACAGGCGGCGACACAACACACCUCGGCGUGUGCACGGAGCGUAGCUUAUACUACCGCAACCCACCACUCUUUGCGCCGCAAGGGCAGCGUGCGGCCCACGCAAGUGUCAAGCGGUUAUGCGACUGGCUAGAAGUGGUGGCGCGUGUGCCUCCUCAUCAACAGCAUGGCGAAGGACCUGCUCUGGCCUCGCUCUUUCGAAGUCCUCGCCGCCUUCUGUCGCAGUUGCCGAGGGGAACUCGAGGUGUGGCGUCCGCGACACCGCUCUACACGCGCGAGUCGCUAGGCAUUACAGCCGCUGGCAAGAGUCUCUUGGCCGGCGCACUUAUCCUGGAACUGUGUGAUCCAGUGGAACUCAUUGACGUCUCCGCGCGCGGCUCUUCGGGCAUCACCCUGACGUACCCCCUUGCGACCCGUAUGGUGGGGUGUCGAGAGGCUAGUGGCUGGCAAGCAGCACGUAACGGUAUUUCGUUGAGCCGCCCAUGUAAGCUUGUGUUGAUUGAGAAGGAAGGUAUUCAUCACGCUGUACUGCAGUCCAUGAUGAAGAGCGACACUCCGCAGACGCACUCGUACGUACUUCUCUGCACAAAGGGGUACCCUUGUGUCGCCACGCGGCAGUGGCUGCGUCGUGCUCAUGCCUUGUGGCCCGCCCUGCAGUUCUAUGUCAUGGUCGACGGAGACCCGCAUGGCCUGUGUAUCGCUCUGACAGUCAUGGGACUGCUUGGCUCGAAAGGAUGUCCAUCGCCUAUCGCGUCCUCGCAGCCCAAACCCUCCUCCUCCUUUUCUCCCCCUUCUGUGGCCACAACUGCAUCUGCAGAGGCAGAGAAGCUGAAGGACCUGCUUCCGCUCCACUUCCUCGGCGUGUGCCCUUCCCUCCUGUGGAGUUGCAAUUUCCAGGGCGGGCUGCCUCUUAGCGCCGGCUGCCUCGAUGGCCUCGCUUCCUCACAAGGCAUUCCCCUUACUACCAAUGAUGUCCAGGUGCUAAAGCGGAUCGCUGCAGCUGUGCAGGCCGUUUUGAGGUCGGCACCAGAGACGCCAGACAGCGCUACGUCACUCAGAAGGUGCGAUGCGGCCAUCGUACGUCACACACUCCAGCGCAUACUCAAGGAGGUGGAGUGGAUGCAGCGAGCCCGGAUCAAGUGCGAACUUCAACUCGCCUGUAAACCCCUAGGCCCACUGACGUUUAUGGGGCAGCACGUGCAGCGAUGCGAUGCUGAGCUGAGUGAAGGCUCCUAA
Leishmania braziliensis MHOM/BR/75/M2904 is the source of this 1581-nucleotide messenger RNA. RefSeq lists its product as hypothetical. Gene Ontology annotation, molecular function: DNA binding; DNA topoisomerase type II (double strand cut, ATP-hydrolyzing) activity. The coding region runs from base 1 to 1581 and encodes 526 amino acids. NCBI's taxonomy places the organism in Eukaryota, Euglenozoa, Kinetoplastea, Trypanosomatida, Trypanosomatidae. The transcript has a single exon. The record is from RefSeq and is a predicted model, not a curated record. Gene Ontology annotation, biological process: reciprocal meiotic recombination; meiotic DNA double-strand break processing; meiotic DNA double-strand break formation. Gene Ontology annotation, cellular component: nuclear chromosome.